This is a messenger RNA of Zea mays, 1333 nucleotides long. RefSeq lists its product as uncharacterized. The transcript has a single exon. Bases 199 to 1167 code for a protein of 322 amino acids. The record is from RefSeq and is marked validated. Gene Ontology annotation, molecular function: phosphatase activity. Lineage: Eukaryota; Viridiplantae; Streptophyta; Magnoliopsida; Poales; Poaceae.
CCGUUGCAUAGUCUCCCUCCACAAAAACCCAAAUGCUCCUCCCCAGCGGCCAGCGCCCGGGUAACGCACCAGUACCACUAGUCCACCACAGUCUACACCAGCGAUUGGCGCGGUGAAGCAGAAGCAGUAGCGGACCUAGCGGUACAGGUUUACAGCAGCCACCCCCACCCCUUCGAGGACGGAAGGCGCGACCGCGAGAUGGUGUCCAGGACGCCCACAAAGCCGCGGCCGUCGCCCAAGACCGGUACCGGCACCGGCAUCGGCAGCGUCACCCCGCCGAAGUCGUCCCCGACGCUGGUGGCCCGUCGCUGCCUUGCUCUCCGCCGCCGUGUUUCCCCCGCCACCGCCAAGCGCCGCGGGAGCCCGCUCAAGUCGCUCGCGUCUGCGCCCACGGCCGUCGCCGCCUCCUUCGACCGCUCCAUCCGCUCCUGCCGCCGCCGCCUCCUCAAGCUCUUCGCCCGCCUCGCCGUCCUUGGCAGCUCGCGCAAGCGCCGCGCUGCCUCCGCGGGGUUCCAGCGCCUCCGCUCCUCCUCGGCUCCUCCGCCUCCGCCUCCGCCUCUGCCUCUGCCUUCGCAGAACCCCGCGGUCCGCGCGCAGUCCGCGGCGCUGCCGCCGCCGCCGUCGCCAGGGAGGCGGACGCUGUUCCUGGACCUCGACGAGACGCUCAUCCACUCCCAGACGGAGCCGCCGCCCUCGCGGUUCGACUUCACCGUGCGCCCCGUCAUAGGUGGCCAUGCGGUCACCUUCUACGUCGUCAAGCGCCCGGGUGUCGAGGCGUUCCUCCGCGCGGCGGCGGAUGCCUUCGAGGUCGUCGUCUUCACCGCCGGGCUGCAGGAGUACGCCUCCCUCGUGCUCGACCGCCUGGAUCCAGACGGGGAGGUGUUCGCGCACCGCCUCUACCGCGGCGCCUGCCGCGACGCCGGUGACGGGACGCUCGUCAAGGAUCUGGCCGCCACCGGUCGGGCGCUGGACCGCGCUGUCAUCAUCGACGACAAUCCCAAUGCCUACGCCCUGCAGCCGGAGAACGCCGUCCCGGUGGCGCCGUUCGUGGAUGAUGACAACGACCAGGAACUGCAGAGGAUGACGGCGUUCUUGGACGUCGCUGCGGGGUACGAAGACACCCGGGACGCCAUCAGAUGCUACAAGGAUCUCGUCACGGCAACCUGAGCCGCUAUCCCUUCUUAAGCCAGUUUCAGGUUUAAUGUUAGCACAUUUUUCUCAGAUUAGUCUACUGGUUAGUGGGAAAGAGAAACAUUGCUGCGGAACAGGACGUGUGGUAAAGCUUUGAUUUUUUCAGGAUCUUCCUGAACUUCAAUGCGAGUAUUAUGAGACC